Molecule: messenger RNA, 1140 nt
Organism: Danio aesculapii
Lineage: Eukaryota; Metazoa; Chordata; Actinopteri; Cypriniformes; Danionidae
Gene: nsa2
Product: NSA2 ribosome biogenesis homolog (S. cerevisiae)
Exons: 6
Coding region: 153-935 (260 amino acids)
Biological process (GO): maturation of 5.8S rRNA; maturation of LSU-rRNA
Cellular component (GO): nucleolus; preribosome, large subunit precursor
Source: RefSeq, a predicted model, not a curated record
GACGCGCUUCCUCUAAAGAAGAGGCUCUGAGUGAAAAACAUCGCGAGCUCGAGCCACGAAUUAAACCAUCAAAAUAUCGUAGAUAAACUCCGAUCAGCGGAUUAAACAACACCCAGCAGCUCCAUAAACACUUCAACAACACAGAUUUCAUCAUGCCGCAGAACGAGCACAUCGAAUUACACCGCAAGCGGCAUGGCUACCGUCUGGACCACCACGAGAAGAAGAGGAAGAAGGAGAGCCGUGAAGCCCACGAGCGCUCGCAUAAAGCCAGAAAGAUGAUCGGCCUCAAAGCCAAACUCUACCACAAGCAGAGACACGCUGAGAAGAUCCAGAUGAAGAAGACGAUUAAGAUGCACGAACAGAGGAAGAGCAAACAGAAGGAUGAUGAUAAAACACCAGAAGGGGCGGUGCCUGCUUACCUGCUGGACCGAGAGGGCCAAUCACGCGCCAAAGUUCUGUCCAAUAUGAUCAAACAGAAGAGGAAAGAGAAAGCCGGAAAGUGGGAGGUUCCUCUGCCGAAGGUUCGAGCUCAGGGUGAAACCGAAGUUCUGAAAGUCAUCAGAACAGGAAAGCGACAGAAAAAGGCCUGGAAGAGAAUGGUGACCAAAGUCUGCUUCGUAGGAGACGGUUUCACACGCAAGCCGCCCAAAUAUGAGCGCUUCAUCAGACCUAUGGGUUUGCGGUUUAACAAGGCACACGUCACUCACCCUGAACUGAAGGCCACGUUCUGUUUGCCCAUCCUGGGUGUGAAGAAGAACCCGUCCUCCUCGCUGUACACGACACUCGGGGUCAUCACUAAGGGAACGGUCAUCGAGGUCAACGUCAGCGAGCUCGGAUUGGUCACACAGGGUGGAAAGGUCAUCUGGGGUAAAUACGCCCAGGUGACGAAUAACCCAGAAAACGAUGGCUGUAUUAAUGCUGUGUUGCUGGUUUAAUGGAGACCCUGAACGGUUUAUUAUUGAACUGUGCCCCCGAGUACAGCUGGAAUCUGCUUUUCUCUGGAAAACCCUCAUCAUCAUCGUCAUCCAGGGAAUAUUGAAAUUGCAAGAGAGGAAGAUUUGAAGACCUCUGAUGGAGUUUUGUUUCACCUUUGCAUUGGGAUUCACGUGGAUCAGAAAUAAAGUGCUGUUUAUUUUCAAA